CGUACUGGUUACUGUUGACGGUUAUUAUUAGGUUUGUUGAGCUGUUACUCGUAUUCUGCUAAAUUAACUAGAUAUUAUGACACUGGAGUUGGUGAGUGACGUAGUUACAGUUUAUUAUCAAAUCAGGGGUCACGAUUUGGUAUUACGAACAUGAAACGUUAAAAAUAAAUUAAAGUAAAUAAACAAAUAACCGUUUGAAUGAAACUGCGUCGUCAUGUAUCCAGAGCCAACCGUUAACGGUUAUUUUACUUUGUAAUGGGGCGUUCAUGUAGUAUCGUACAGACCAACAACACGGACUAAGUAGCCUAUUUAACAGAAACGAGUGUUUUAGUAGCUACAAAGCAGUUUCACAAUUUCGUGGGGAACCCCCCCUUUAUUUAUAUAGUUAUCUAAACAGUUUUACAGUUAAGGCAGUGAAUUCAAAUGUGCUGUGGGCUAUAUGCUACAGUUCGUUUACAUUUGAUUUCACUUGAGAACAAACGUAUACCAAUAUUUGACAUGUUAAAAAAACAAACAUAGUAUAGUAGUAUAGUAUAGUAUAGUAUAGUAUAGUAUAGUAUAGUGCUUUUCCGUGUGGUCUCGCAACAGGAGUAUCAAUCUCCCAAGGUCCCGUUCUUCCAAUUCUGCCUCCUUGCCAUGAAUGUGUCACACCGUUUAUAUAACAGCAGGGAUUUGGGGCGCAAGAUUAGAGGCUGCAUGCACAUGCCAAUCACUAUUUACAAACACAAAUUUACAUACAUACAUAUUAUGGGGAAAUGUGUCGUUUGGUUUCUUCAAAAAUCCAAGAACGAUAACAGAAAUGUUUCAAAUAAAUGUCAGAAUGAUGUAAUUGUUGGCACAAUUGUUUAUAUACAAAUGUAAAUGUAACAAUAAAAAAGUUAUUUUGCUGUUUUCCUGUAGGAUGUUGAGCAAGAUAUGAAAUUUAUUUCUAAUUCGACUAACAAAAAGGCUAUCAAUACACUUAAUAUCGGUAUGUUUUACAAUAUUUUUGUCUAGUUUGGCAAUACCCCUGUCUUUUUUGGUUUUGUUCUAUUUGUAUUCUAUCCCCUGUAUACUCAAUCUGUAUUAUGUUAUUUUGUUUAAUUAAAAAAAUUAAAAUUAGAGGAUGCAUAUGCUCAAUCAGAGAGUCUCCCUCACUUACUCCUCCCUUGUUUUCAGUGAAGAGCUUUUGCCUGGGUUGCAUCAUUGGAGGUUUACUACAUGUUUAGUUCCUCUUAUUAGUUUAAACUAGUUUAUUAUGCGUUGCACUCUCUUCUCAGCUCAGAUGUCUACUUCUCAGAGUAUGCGUCUUCUCCACUGCUACUCAAAGCCUGGUACUACUAAAGCAGGCACAUUUGGAUUUGGUCCUGGUGUCAUCCGCCUAUUCAGUCUCAGUGUGCAGAGAGAGGGCUACAAGUAUGUAAAUGCUCAGGAGCUGCCAACAGACCUGAGGUCCAUCACUGAUCGGGCUGCCACAACCCUCCUGUGGACCGAACUCUUUAGAGGUUUGGCGAUGACCAUGAGUUACCUGUUCCGUGAACCUGCCACCAUCAACUACCCAUUUGAGAAGGGCCCUCUGUCACCCCGCUUCCGUGGAGAGCACGCCCUCCGCCGCUACCCUAAUGGAGAGGAGCGCUGCAUUGCCUGUAAACUGUGUGAGGCCGUCUGUCCUGCUCAGGCUAUUACCAUUGAAGCUGAGACUCGAGCGGAUGGCAGCAGGAGAACUACACGCUAUGACAUUGAUAUGACCAAAUGUAUCUACUGUGGCUUCUGCCAGGAAGCCUGUCCUGUUGAUGCCAUUGUUGAGGGCCCAAACUUCGAGUACUCCACAGAGACCCAUGAGGAGCUGCUGUACAACAAAGAGAAGCUGCUCAACAAUGGAGACCGAUGGGAGGCGGAGAUAGCAGCCAACAUACAAGCAGACUACCUGUACCGAUAGAUCUGUACACUGUCUGCAAAGACGUGCCAUGCAUGGAAAUUAUACAACCCCCUAUGCAUUAAAGAGAUUAUUUUGUAGCUUUAAAGAUAUUCCAGUGAGUUACAAAUGAGCCUUGCCGCCUCAGAUUCUGUUGCCAGGGCUGAGAAAAUAAUAUAAACACGCACAAAUCAUAUUUCUUGUGUUGUUAAAAUGGAUGAUAUUGCACUUUAUGUUGUUGACUUUAUAUUGUGUAAUCCAUGUAGGCUCUGCACACUAUGCUUGUGAUAGACAUUUGGCUGCUGCACUUUAUCUAAUGUUUCUGAAAGAGUAUAUUUAUAUAAUGUAAUUUAAGAUACUGAAAUAAAUCAUGUUUUAAAACUUGAAA
Messenger RNA from Cottoperca gobio, 2282 nucleotides. RefSeq names its product NADH:ubiquinone oxidoreductase core subunit S8b (gene ndufs8b). Gene Ontology annotation, biological process: mitochondrial respiratory chain complex I assembly; mitochondrial electron transport, NADH to ubiquinone. The transcript is spliced from 6 exons. Bases 1238 to 1918 code for a protein of 226 amino acids. Gene Ontology annotation, cellular component: respiratory chain complex I; membrane. Gene Ontology annotation, molecular function: NADH dehydrogenase activity; 4 iron, 4 sulfur cluster binding. The record is from RefSeq and is a predicted model, not a curated record. NCBI's taxonomy places the organism in Eukaryota, Metazoa, Chordata, Actinopteri, Perciformes, Bovichtidae.